This is a messenger RNA of Haliotis rubra (blacklip abalone), 1563 nucleotides long. Its product is annotated as vicilin-like seed storage protein At2g18540. The record is from RefSeq and is a predicted model, not a curated record. NCBI's taxonomy places the organism in Eukaryota, Metazoa, Mollusca, Gastropoda, Lepetellida, Haliotidae. The transcript is spliced from 4 exons.
AUGGGUUUAGAACUUGACCACAGUAACCUUGGUGGAGAACUGGACUACAGUAACAUUGGUGUAGAACUGGACCAAAGUAACAUUGGUGUAGAACUGGACCACAGUAACAUUGGUGUAGAACUUGACCACAGUAACCUUGGUGUAGAACUGGACCCCAGUAACAUUGCUGUAAAACUGGACCCCAAUAACCUUGGUGUAGAACUGGACCACAGUAACCUUGGUGUAGAACUGGACCACAGUAACCUUAGUGUAGAACUGGACCACAGUAACCUUGGUGUAGAAGUGGACUACAGUAACCUUGGUGUAGAACUGGACCACAGUAACCUUGGUGUAGAAGUGGACUACAGUAACAUUGAUGUAGAACUGGACUACAUUAAAAUUGGUGUAGAAGUGGACCACAGUAACCUUGGUGUAGAAGUGGACUACAGUAACCUUGGUGUAGAAGUGGACUACAGUAACCUUGGUGUAGAAGUGGACUACAGUAACAUUGAUGUAGAACUGGACUACAUUAAAAUUGGUGUAGAAGUGGACCACAGUAACCUUGGUGUAGAACUGGACCACAGUAACCUUGGUGUAGAAGUGGACCACAAUAAGGUGAGGAAGAGAAGAGUAAGGAGAAGGAUAAGUGAAGAAGGAGAGAGAAAAGAGAAGGUGAGAGAAGAGAAAGAGAAGAGAAAGGAGAUGGAAGAGAAAGAGAAAGGAGCAACGAAGAGAAAGGAGAAAGAAGAUAGGAGGAAGAGAAGAGAAAGGAAGGAUGGACGGGAAGAGAAGAGGAAAGGACCAAGGAUGGGUGGAAGAGAAGAGAAAGGAAGGACGGAGAAGAGAAGAGAAAGGAGAAGAAGGAAGGACAAGGAAGAGAAAGAGAAAGGAGAUGAGAAGAGGACCAAGGAAGAGAGAAGAGAAAGAGAAAGAAGGAAGGACGAAGAGAAGAGAAAGGAGAAGACAGGUGAGAAGAGAAAGGACAAGAGAAGAGAAAGAGAGGAAGGUAAGAUGGAAGAAGGAAGAGAAGAGAAAGAAGAUGGGUAAAGGAUGACGGUGAAAGAGAAGAGAAAGGAGGAGGUAAGGAAGGAGGAAGGGAUGGAAAAAGAGAAGAGAAAGGAGAUGGAGAAGAGAAAGAAGAUGGAUAAGACGGUGAAGAGAAGAGAAAAGAAGGAAGACGAAGGAAGGAAGAAGAGGAGGAUGAAGAGAAGAGAAAGGAGAAGGGUAAGAGAGGAAAGGAAGAGAAGAGAAGAGAAGAGGAGAAAGAAGGAAGAUGGAAGAGAAGAGAAAGGAGAGAAGGAAAGGGAUGGUGGAAGAGAAGAGAAGGUGAAGAGAUGGAAGGAAGAGAAGAGAAAGAAGAUGGAAGAGAAAGAGAAAGGAGAAGGAGAAAGAAGGAAGGAGAGGAAAGAAGAGAUGGGAUGGAUGGAUGGAAGAGAAGAGAAAGGAGAAGGGUGGAUGGAAGAGAAGAGGGUGGAAGAGAAGAGGAAAGGAGAUGGGAAAGGAUGGAAGAGAAGAGAAAGAAGAUGGGUGGAGGAUGGAGAGGAAGAGAAGAAAAGGAGAAGGAAGAGAAGAGAAAGGAGAUGA